UUCGCGAGCGGCUCGACUUCCGGGCGGAACUUUGUACACCGCUGCACAGCCGUCGGCUGAGCGCGCGCCGUCACGGGGUCUGUGGUUCGCACCUGCGGCGUGAGCCCUUCGCCGCCGUCGGGAGAAUCAGAAUGGACGACGUGGUUAUGGAGGACGACGACGACUGUCCAGAGUUGGUGCCCAUCGAUACGAGGUCUUCGUCGCCUGCUAAGCAGAUACCCGUCACCGUCAUUACUGGCUACCUCGGUGCUGGGAAGACGACACUUUUGAACUACAUACUUACAGAGCAACACAGCAAACGAAUCGCUGUAAUCCUUAAUGAAUUUGGAGAAGGCAGUGCCCUGGAGAAGUCUCUAGCUGUAAGCCAGGCGGGAGAGCUGUACGAGGAGUGGCUGGAGCUCAGAAAUGGCUGCAUCUGCUGUUCUGUCAAGGACAACGGUCUCAAAGCCAUAGAGAACUUGAUGGAAAAGAAAGGGAAAUUUGACUACAUCUUACUGGAAACCACUGGGCUAGCCGAUCCAGGUGCCGUAGCUUCAAUGUUCUGGAUCGAUGCUGAACUUGGCAGUGACAUCUAUUUAGAUGGCAUUGUCACUGUCAUCGACGCCAAGUACGGAUUGCAGCAUUUAACAGAGGAAAAACCAGAUGGGUUGGUCAACGAAGCAGCCAGACAGGUUGCCCUCGCUGACCUGACCAUAAUCAACAAGACGGAUCUGGUGGCUGAAGAGGAACUUGUUCAUCUCAGGGACACUCUCAGGUCUAUAAACGGUCUUGUCAAGAUCCUCGAAACCCAGAAAUCAAGGGUGGACCUGUCUGAGGUUUUAGAUCUACAUUCCUUCGACAACAAGGAUGUUGCAAAUUUAGGGGAGAAGCUCCUACUUGUAAAAAACACAAGGCCGCAUCUUGACAAGAGUAUUGUGACGGUGACCUUUGAAGUGGCUGCAGAUCUAUCGGAAGACGUUUUGAAUGUAUUCAUCCAGGACCUUCUGUGGGAAAAGAUGUUCCAGAACAAAGAGGGGCAGCCCAUGACCGUUAUUCGGUUAAAGGGUUUAAUAUCAAUUGCAGGUAAAUCCCAUCAGGUGAUGCUGCAGGGGGUCCAUGAGUUGUAUGAGCUAGAUGAGACUCCACAGCUGUGGGGGCAGGAGCCACGGGUCAACCGACUAGUAUUUAUAGAAACUUGGACCGAGACGUUCUGCUGGAGCGGUUUGUCUCCACAGUGGUGCAAAGAGGGCAAAGAAAUUAGGCUCCUUCUGACGUGGCAAACUCUUCCAGCCGAUCCCACACCCAUAGGUGUUGCUGGGACCUGCAACAAACCAAGGACUAGGGUAGAGGGUUUCAUGCCGGUGUUUGUUCUUGAAACUAGGCUAGGGUUAGUCCAAGGGUGGCUGAAGUAGUUCUGAGAUUUUUUUUUCCGUCUUUUUAUCCAUGACUUAAAUUGUAAAGUGGACUUGAAACAACAUAACAGCUCUAAAACCGUCAGGGUCAGCAACUGCAAGAGUUUUCAGAAGGUUUGAACAAUAGUCUGAAAAAUUGACAUUGCUGUUCUUGUUUUUUUCCUGACAUGUAUUGAGGUGUAAUGUAAGCAGAGAGUCUGAAAUGUGCAUUGAGGUUGAAAAACCAAGAAAGUCAGAAACCCCCCCCACCCCCGGGCUGUGAAUUAUUGAUUAGGCCGUGUGAUGGCCUGGCGGCCUGUCCAGGGCAUCUCCCCACCUGCCGCCCAGUGACUGCUGGGAUAGGCUGCAGCAUCCCCACGACCCUGAGAGCAGGAUAAGCGGUUUGGAUAAUAGAAUGGAGUGGAACUUCAAGCUCCAUCCCAGUGCUUUUCUAUUCCUUCUCUACCUGAGCUUAUGGCUGACUAGUUAGUGUUUUAGGAAAAGAGCAUCUUAGCCUUUUUUAGUAGGGAUCCUGCCUCUCCUAUGGACCAUUAGUCCGUAUAGGAGGUGUGUGCAAGAAUUUACACAUAGUGCUGCACGAUUAAUCUCAUUGUAAUUGCGAUGCCAGCCUGUGCAAUUAGAGACUGCGAUUUAAAUAAUAAAACAUGCACGUGUGAACGUCAGUUUGUGUGCAAUCUGCAUAUCUACGCCCAUAAUUAAGCGAUGACCAAUCAGUGUCUGUUUAGGCAGUGAAGCAUGUGCAGUCUAAGGUCGCAUACUAACCAGUGUGCUGUGUGCAGACCAGAAAAAAGGCAGCAAUGGAUACCGAUGACAACGAGCGGGCUAAACGCUGAUGAACUGGUGGCACGAAAAAAAAAGCGACCUCUGAAAAAGAGCGAUAUUUUGGAUUCAAGCUCAGCGACGUCGAGCAGAAAGCGCUACUCUGUAAAACAUGCAAAAUGAAAGCCGCUACACGUCGCGGCAACACAAAUUUGUAUUAUUUGUAUAUGUAUAAAUUGGUUUAUUAUAUCGCAAAUCACGAUAUUGUCCACAAUAAUCGCAAUAUGACGUUUUCCGCCAAAUUGUGCAGCACUAAUUUUACACAUGUAAAAUAUGCGAAGACACCAUAAUUCAACGAGGCUUUGGAGAUUUACACGCAUUUUAAAAUCUGGUACAAAAUUAUGUCAUGAAAAGGGCGGUUUUUUUUCUUACCUUUUGAUAAUUUUCUUUUUGCUUUUAAGUUAUUUAAAAUAAAACAUUUAA
Lampris incognitus (smalleye Pacific opah) is the source of this 2633-nucleotide messenger RNA. RefSeq names its product COBW domain containing (gene zng1a). NCBI's taxonomy places the organism in Eukaryota, Metazoa, Chordata, Actinopteri, Lampriformes, Lampridae. The record is from RefSeq and is a predicted model, not a curated record. Gene Ontology annotation, cellular component: cytoplasm. The transcript is spliced from 16 exons. The coding region runs from base 132 to 1391 and encodes 419 amino acids.